AUGGUACUCCACGCAGUCUAUAAACUGGUAUCAUUUGAGGAUAGUAAUCAACGCCGAAACACAUUAAUUGAUAAACUAAUUCAGUUGAGUAAAAUAUUUUUUCAAUAUAUUAUAUGGUUAAAUUGUUUAAGAAAUAUUAAGCCAAAAAUAAUUGUCAAUUAUACAUUAAAUAAUGAUAAAUUUUUUCCAGUUUAUUCAAAUACAAGUAAAUGGGAUAAUUUUAUUCCUUCCAUGUCAUUACCAAAUAUAUUUAAAACAGGAAAUCUAAAUAAAAAUAUUGAUUUAUUAAUCGGAACUGUUAAAGAUGAAGGAAUCAUUUUAUUUAAAAAAUCUAUUUGA
Didymodactylos carnosus is the source of this 339-nucleotide messenger RNA. NCBI's taxonomy places the organism in Eukaryota, Metazoa, Rotifera, Eurotatoria, Philodinida, Philodinidae. The record is from the annotation of a GenBank genome assembly.